CGAAAUCUCUCAUUUGUCUCUUUAUGUAAUCGGCGGGCCCCACCCGUCCACAGUGGCCAUGAAAAAAAGGCUCUAUUUAAGCUUUCUUCUUCCGUUAGCUCUUUACAGCACAGAAAGAGUCAAAAUACAUAACACAAUUCAGGAUCUCUACGCGCAAAAUACAGCCUAGAGAGACUAGAAUUGUGUUAGAUUGAUUUCGGCCAUGGCUCCCGAAGAGCGUCCACAAUUUAUUGCCAGCUCAGGCGGUAUGGCUGUCGAAAGCACCGGCAACAGAUUGUUGAGCGCGGAUAGAGUUGAGACAGAACAAAUUAUCGUCUCAGAAAAGCAUAGCUGGAAGAAUUUGUUUGCAUAUAUUGGUCCUGGGUUUCUUGUCUCAAUAGCAUAUAUUGAUCCUGGCAACUUUGAGACUGAUUUACAGGCAGGAGCACAGUACAAGUAUGAGUUGUUGUGGAUCAUUUUGGUUGCCUCUUGUGCUGCUCUGGUGAUCCAAUCGCUGGCAGCCAAUUUGGGAGUUGUGACAGGAAAACAUCUCGCAGAACACUGCAGAACUGAAUAUCCAAGGAAAACAAAUUUUGUCUUGUGGGUGAUUGCUGAAAUUGCCAUUGUGGCAUGUGAUAUUCCAGAAGUGAUUGGAACUGCAUUUGCCCUGAAUAUGCUUUUCCGCAUCCCUGUAUGGUGUGGAGUUCUUCUUACAGGAUUCAGUACACUGUUUCUUCUUGCUUUGCAGCAAUAUGGGGUGCGUAAACUUGAGUUUUUUAUAGCAUUUCUAGUGUUUACUAUAGCCAUUUGCUUCUUCUUAGAGUUAGGUUAUUCAAAGCCUAAAUCCACAGAAGUUUUAAAAGGAUUAUUCAUUCCAAAGUUGAACGGCAAUGGGGCAACUGGACAUGCAAUAUCUCUUGUUGGAGCGAUGGUCAUGCCACACAAUCUUUUCCUUCAUUCUGCGUUGGUACUAUCAAGGAAAAUUCCUCGCUCUGUUCAUGGCAUCAAAGAGGCAUGCAGGUUUUAUCUUAUUGAGAGUGCAUUCGCUUUGACUGUGGCAUUUUUGAUCAAUGUAUCUGUUAUUUCUUUAAGUGGGGCUGUCUGCAGUUCUUCAACCUUGGCUCUAAAUGACAAGAAGAGCUGUGAAAACUUAGAUCUCAAUGAAGCAUCCUUUCUGCUGAAGAAUGUGCUUGGCAAUUGGAGUUCAAAGAUUUUCGCAAUUGCAUUGCUAGCUUCUGGUCAGAGUUCUACUAUUACAGGAACAUAUGCAGGCCAAUAUGUUAUGCAGGGUUUUCUCAAUUUGCGGUUCAAAACUUGGGUUCGUAAUCUGUUAACUCGAUGUCUCGCGAUCAUUCCAAGUUUAAUUGUUGCCAUCAUUGGAGGCUCUUCUGGUGCUGGCCAGUUAAUCAUCAUAGCAUCAAUGAUACUGUCCUUUGAGUUGCCAUUUGCACUUAUUCCUCUCCUCAAGUUUACUAGCAGUAAAACGAAGAUGGGUCCAAAUGCAAACUCACUUCCAAUUACAGUACUCACUUGGCUGCUGGGCUUAGCUAUCAUGGUUAUCAACAUACAAUAUCUUGUAACUAGUUUUGUGAAAUGGCUGAUUCACAACAAGCUUCCUAAAGUGGGAGUAGCAUUCAUAGGAAUUCUGGGAUUUGCAGGCAUGAUAGCAUAUUUGGGUGGCAUUCUAUACCUGGCUUUCCGAAAAGACAAAGAAGUAACAUACUUGUUGCCUUUGGAGGAGUCUAUUGCAAUUGAAUCAAAUUGUACACAGGGAUAUAAUAACGAUGCUGAACUUCAUGGCCCUUUUGGUGCAAUUCCACGUGAAGACAUAGUAAGCAUGCAGCUUCCAAGAACCCGGGACUUGACAGAUCUUGACUAAGAAGCUUAAGGUUUGUAAUGUUUAUUAUAUUAAUAUUAGUUUGAACUCUGAGCCGAGUUUAAAUUUGAUAAAUAUACAAUAAGAUGACAUUUGUACAAGUUAGCAAACGCUACAUCACAUUAUCCCUAUUUUCCAAGUAAGUGGUGCUUCAUCUUUAGUCUUUUGGAAAACUAAUUCUGAAGAAUCAUUCUGUAAAAAAACCAUUGUUGUCCUAUAGAGUAUACGUCAUUAUUUAUAGAAGGCAUAUGACUUCACUGGUCUAUGGAUUUUUAGUUGCUC
This is a messenger RNA of Cryptomeria japonica (Japanese cedar), 2137 nucleotides long. Its product is annotated as metal transporter Nramp3. The transcript is spliced from 14 exons. Gene Ontology annotation, cellular component: membrane. Gene Ontology annotation, molecular function: cadmium ion transmembrane transporter activity; manganese ion transmembrane transporter activity. NCBI's taxonomy places the organism in Eukaryota, Viridiplantae, Streptophyta, Pinopsida, Cupressales, Cupressaceae. The coding region runs from base 203 to 1858 and encodes 551 amino acids. Gene Ontology annotation, biological process: metal ion transport. The record is from RefSeq and is a predicted model, not a curated record.